AUGUCUGCCACCAGUGCAGCCCAUCUCAAUCAAGAGAAGCAUUGUACAAUGCUCGUAAAUUAUGAUCUGAAACCCAAUAUUACCAAGAAACAAUUGAAGGAAACUCUCGAAGCAAGUCCUCAAAAUGUGGGUGAUGAGGAGAGAAUUGAAGCAAUGAAGACUUUGUUGUUGAUGCAAUUGAACGGAGAAGAUUUCUCUCACAUGUUGAUGACCAUUAUACAAUAUGUAUUGCCUCAUCCAAACAAGAUUUUGAAAAAGCUAGCCUAUUAUUAUUUGGAAACAAUGAACAGAAGAGAAGUAGGAACCGGAAGAAUGCGUCCCGAUCUUUUGAUGGUCUGCUCUCAUGUAAGAAAUGAUCUUCUUCAUCCAAACGAAUACGUAAGAGGAUUUGCUCUAAGAUUUCUCUCUCAUGUUCGCGAACCAGAUUUGUUGGAGCCUCUCAUCACACCAAUUCUUCAAAACUUGGAGCAUAGAACAUCUUAUGUCCGUCGUUGUGCUGUUACCACAAUCUUUGCAAUUUACAGCAAUUCUGAAGAGACCAACGGUGAAAAUUUAAUUCCUGAUGCUCCAGAGUUGAUGGAAGAAUUUUUGAAGAGCGAAACUGAAAUUUCAGCCAUGCGUCAUGCCUUUGUGAUGUUGUUCCAUUGCGACCAAGAGCGUGCUGUUAGAUAUCUCAGAAAUAUGAUGAAUACUGUUGGACAACAAGGUGAUAUAUUCCAAUUAGCUAUUCUUAAUUUAUUGAAACAAAUGUGUAAGCAAUAUCCAAGUGAAAAGGCGACCUAUCUGAAGGUUAUUAGCAGCUUGUUGGAAUCCAAGUCAAGUGCUGUUGUGUAUCAAUGUUGUUGUACAUUGGUUGCAUUGUCAUCAUCUCCAAUAUCUGUCAAAUAUGCUGCUACUAAUUUCAUCAAACUUUUGCAAAAUCAUUCAGACAGUAACGUCAAAUUGAUUUGUCUUGAUCGUUUGAAUGAAUUGAAAAACAAGUUUGGCGUUGACGUAAUGCAACAAGAACAAAUCGUUCUUGAACUUCUUCGUACACUUUCUGCCUCAACCUCUGUCAAUUUAGAUAAUGAUAUCAGAAAGAAGAUUCUUGAAAUGGCAAUGGAAUUAAUAUCAUCUCAUACUGUAGAUGCUGUUGUUUCUGCUUUGAGACGUGAAUUGCAAAAGUCUAGAUCUGAAACAGUUGAAUAUGAAAAACAAUCUGAACAAGAAUAUCGUAGACAUGUUAUGCGUACUAUUCACACUUGUGUAAGAAAGUUCCCUACUCAAACAAGCAAUUCCGUUCUCACUCUAAUUGGAGCUGACCAAUAUUUAAGUGAUGCCAGUGGAGUUGAAUGUGCAAUGUUGGUUCGUGAAGUCGUUGAACUUUGCACACCUGAAUUUCGUGCAAGGGUUAUUGAAAAAUUGUGUGAAAAUUUCUCCACGAUUAACAACGCACGUACAUUUAGAAUUGUUUUAUGGAUUUUAGGCGAUUAUUGUGAUACUGUUGAACAAAUUCAAACUGCUUUUCAAACAAUCAAGUCAGAGAUUAAUGACUUGUUACAAGCAUCCUCUGAUCUUCCUGUUGACAAGCAUGAUGUAGAUGAUAGUGUGAGUGAUACAGGAAGUUUGAAGAGUACCAAGACUACCAAAUCUACCGCUACUAGCGCUAUUGGAAAAGAUGGUACCUAUGUUACUCAAUUUGCUGAUACUCUUUCUUCCACUGAUCAAAAUGCUGCAAGUAUUGCCAAUGCUAAUACUUUGAGAGGUUUAAUUGAAGAUCGAAACUUCUAUCUUGUCUCUGUUGUUGCCAAUACAUUGUGUAAAUUGGCAUUAAAAUUGAGACAAGUAUCCAAAGAUCAAAAGGAAGUGAACAGAUUUACUGCAGUUGUUAUGAACAUUUUAACUGUUCUCAUUCGCCUUGGUUUAAGCUCUUCCAAUGUUGGCUCUUCCAAGAAUCAAGAAGCAUCCAAAGGAGUUGCCGAACUCAGCCACAAGGGAAUCAAAAUGGACAAAGAUACCUUAGAAAGAAUUAACUUGUGUUUAAAGAUUUUGGCUUCAAAGAAUGAACAAGAAACAUCCUUGGUUGAUAUUAAGGAUAACAGAUCUGCUUUUACUAGAAUUUUGACUGAAGAAAAGGAAAAGGAAGCAACCGAACGUGAAGGACUCAAGAAAAAGAAGGAUUUGAGACAAAUUCAAUGCGAUUCUCUCAUUGUUAUUCCUCAAUUGAAGGGAAAAUCAUUUGACGCCUUUGAUUUUGAAGAUGAUCCAGCUGAUAUUUCAAGAGCAACCUCUAAUUUAUCUGCUUCUAUGGCUUCUGAUCAUGAAAAACUCAUGUCCAGAUUGAGCCGUGUCACUCAAUUGACUGGAUUCUCUGAUCCUGUUUAUGCUGAGGCUCAAGUUGUUACUCAUCAGUUUGAUAUUAUGCUGGAUGUGUUAGUUGUGAAUACUACAAAUCAAACAUUCCAAAAUUUGACUCUUGAAAUGAGUACUGUUGGUGAUUUGAAGUUGUGUGAACGCCCUCAAACAUAUACUCUUGCAGCAGGAGCUAGACAGCACAUUACAGCCAACAUUAAGGUAUCUUCGACAGAUAAUGGCAUCAUCUUUGGUAAUAUUGUUUAUGAUACCCCCAAGGGAGAAUCAUUCUGUAUUAUUUUGAAUGACAUUCAUAUUAAUAUUAUGGAUUAUAUUUUCCCUGCUUCAUGCAAUGACAUCCAAUUCCGUGCAAUGUGGUUUGAAUUUGAAUGGGAAAAUAAGAUUACUGUAAGAUCUCUCACAACAGAUGUUCCUUUGAGAGAUUAUCUCUCUUUCAUCAAGACAAUCACAAAGAUGAAUUGUCUUACUCCAGAUAGUGCUCUUGAUGGUGAAUGUGAAUUCUUGUCUGCCAAUCUCUAUGCAAGAAGUUCUUUUGGAGAGGACGCUUUGGCAAAUGUUUCUUUAGAAAAAUUGACAGAUGGCACUAUCGAAGGAGUUGUAAGAAUUCGUAGCAAGACUCAAGGUAUUGCAUUGUCAUUAGGUAAUAUUAUCGCCGAGGAGACCAAGAAAUUCGAUGAAAAGAGACUUAAGAAAUAA
Naegleria fowleri is the source of this 3048-nucleotide messenger RNA. RefSeq lists its product as uncharacterized. Gene Ontology annotation, cellular component: cytoplasm; COPI vesicle coat. NCBI's taxonomy places the organism in Eukaryota, Heterolobosea, Eutetramitea, Acrasida, Naegleriidae. Bases 1 to 3048 code for a protein of 1015 amino acids. Gene Ontology annotation, molecular function: structural molecule activity. Gene Ontology annotation, biological process: intracellular protein transport; endoplasmic reticulum to Golgi vesicle-mediated transport; intra-Golgi vesicle-mediated transport. The transcript is spliced from 2 exons. The record is from RefSeq and is a predicted model, not a curated record.